GUACUUACUAGUGGACACAACCCGAGCGACGCAAGAUGGUUGAAUGUUUUCUCUGCAGUUUAGGAUGGAUCGUCAAGUGGUACCUGUACGCGUGGGCCGCUUGUCUGGGAAUCUUCGUGAUGCUGACCGUCCUCUCUAAGCUUGCCCAGCGAGGAAACAAACUCAAGUACUACAGCAAGUACGGCAUGAUCUACUUUGCGACCCAGUCCUUCACCGUACUGUUCGCGCCGUUUGCCAUGCUGAGGGCGCGCAGCAUCGACAAUUGUCGCAUUAUCGCAAACAUAAUGGCGCGUGCCUCCAAACUGCUCGGCAUCACGUGGGAGCUGCGGAAUGCACAAAUUUUGCGCCAAGCUAAGGGUGCGAUCGUUCUCACGAACCACCAAUCGUCGAUGGAUAUACUCGGAAUGAUGACCUUGUGGGAGAUACUACACAGUGUCAUUGCCAUUGCCAAGAAGGAAAUUCUGUAUCUCUUCCCGUUCGGACCGGCGGCCUGGCUCUCCGGGCUUCAGUUUAUCAAUCGCAAAGAUCGUCCGUCGGCGAUGCGUACGUUUGAUCGGUGCAAGCGCAUGAUGACGGAGGCCGGUGGUGGGGCCAAAAUGUACAUCUAUCCGGAGGGCACCCGGUACCCGGAGCGGGGUAUGCUGCCGUUCAAGAAGGGUGCCUUCCACACGGCCAUCGAAGCACAGGUGCCAAUCAUCCCGGUGGUCUUUUCGCACAUGUACUUCAUUCAGGCGAAGAAGCACAUCUUCGACGACGGCCAUGUGAUUAUCGACGCGCUCGAUCCGAUUCCCACCAAAGGCCUCACGAAGGACGAUCUCGACCAGCUGAUCGAACGGACGCGAAACGUGAUGCUGGCGCGGUACGAGGAG
Molecule: messenger RNA, 869 nt
Organism: Anopheles bellator
Lineage: Eukaryota; Metazoa; Arthropoda; Insecta; Diptera; Culicidae
Product: 1-acyl-sn-glycerol-3-phosphate acyltransferase alpha-like
Exons: 4
Biological process (GO): phosphatidic acid biosynthetic process
Cellular component (GO): endoplasmic reticulum
Molecular function (GO): 1-acylglycerol-3-phosphate O-acyltransferase activity
Source: RefSeq, a predicted model, not a curated record